Messenger RNA from Beta vulgaris subsp. vulgaris (sugar beet), 1485 nucleotides. RefSeq lists its product as uncharacterized. The record is from RefSeq and is a predicted model, not a curated record. The transcript has 2 exons. NCBI's taxonomy places the organism in Eukaryota, Viridiplantae, Streptophyta, Magnoliopsida, Caryophyllales, Amaranthaceae. The coding region runs from base 1 to 1485 and encodes 494 amino acids.
AUGGCCGGUGACUCUGAUGCGGCUGCCCCUCCACCGCCGCCGCCUACUAUUACUCCUACAUCUCCGUAUUUUCUUGGUCAUCAAGAUAGACCGGGUGACUUCAUUACCCCCACCCGCCUUACCGCCGAUAACUAUGACCAUUGGGCCUCCGACGUCCCAAUGGCCCUUGAAGCCCGCCAGAAAUGGGUAUUUUUAGAUGGCACGAUCACCGCUCCGUCUCCGCCAUGUACGCCUUUGGAUUGGAGCACUAUUCAAGCCAUGCUCAUAUCUUGGAUUAUGAACACCAUAUCCCCGGAGAUUAAAGGUACGCUUUCGAAAUAUUGUGACGUUAGAAAAUUAUGGGACUCUUUAAAGGCUCGGUUUGCCAUGGCUAACGGUCCUAGAAUUCACCAACUCAAAUCUUCUAUGGCUCGUUGUGAACAAACUAAGUCCAUGACCAUUGCAUCUUAUUUUGGAAAACUGACUACUUUGUGGGAAGAAUUAUAUAAUCAUGAUCCUCUUAUUGAAUGCCGUUGUUAUACUUCUUGUUCUGCCGACCAAUUACAUGAGGAACGUCGUGCCACUAGUAAACUGCAUGAAUUUUUUGUGGGGCUCGAUUCGGAUUAUUAUAGCACUGUACGUUCUAAUAUUCUUUCUCAGGACCCUUUACCUACACUUGAUAGGGCUUACCAAUUGCUUGUGCAAGCCGAAAGGGUUCGGCUCUCUAAAACUCUUCCGGUUGACUCGCCCGAAGUAGUUGGCUUUGCGGUUCGCACAGCCCCACGAGCCAGCGCUGCUUCCUCGUCUUCUCAGGCCUGUCCUCGGAUUCGUGAAGAUAAGUCCCAUAUUACUUGUUCCCACUGUCAAAAAUCUGGUCAUGAGAAGAGUUCGUGUUUUGAGAUACAUGGGUAUCCUCCUUGGUGGGAGGAUCGCAAAGUUGCCACAGCUAGUCGAGGGGUGGGUCGUCCCUCGAAUGCACCUGUUGCUGCUCGCUCUCGCGAGCCUGUGCGAGCCAAUGCUACUGCCGUAGCAUCCACCGAAGCCCCGAGUGUUGUUCUUGGAGUAGCUGCUGCAUCCCCGUCUCUUUUCACGCCCGAUCAAUGGAAGGCACUCGCCGGUUUGCUUGGAUAUGCUUCCAUUUUAUUUGAUCUCACUUGUAUUUCUUAUUGUCCGGUGGGGUUGCCUAAUGGUGCUGUUGUUACGGCCAAGCAAGAGGGUUCGGUUCAUCUCUCGGACUCUCUCACUCUCACUCAUGUUUUAUAUGCGCCUCAUUUGCAUUGCAAUUUACUUUCUGUUUCUCAGUUAACCGCGACUAUGGAUUGUAUUGUUCAAUUCAAUUCUAAUGUUUGUGUUAUACAUGACCCGUCGAGGAAUCUGAUUGGAACAGCGGUUAGGAGAAAUGGACUCUAUUACUUUGGAGUUGGGAAUUCCGUGCAUCAUGUCUCGAUUGGCGAGGUCUCUGACUCUUUGGAUGUUUGGCAUCAUCGCAUGGGUCAUCCUUCCUAG